This is a messenger RNA of Oncorhynchus gorbuscha (pink salmon), 3628 nucleotides long. RefSeq names its product nephronectin-like. NCBI's taxonomy places the organism in Eukaryota, Metazoa, Chordata, Actinopteri, Salmoniformes, Salmonidae. The record is from RefSeq and is a predicted model, not a curated record. Gene Ontology annotation, molecular function: calcium ion binding. Gene Ontology annotation, cellular component: membrane.
CGACUGCGCUGAUGCGUUUUCAUUGGGUAGCAGCCCAGUGAACUUGUGCGGAGAGACGGAGAGAGAAGGAACCUGCGGGGUCCAUUUAACACCAGUAGAGUGCACUCCGCUCCACGCGCGCUGGGUCACUUCUCGAGGAAGAAACGGACUGGUUUCUCCCCUGCCUUUGCUGCACCUCCGAAACAUUUUAAAGGAUCGGGAUCCGUUUGAAGGACAACAGCGAAUCUCCUCUCAUGCCAGUGCGUGUUUAACGUUGGGAGGGAACAAAUCUCCACUGUUUCGUUUCGUUUUAACGAUUGAACACUGCGGUGUACAGUCCGACGUUUCACUUGGAUUUUAGGAGUUCAAGCGCGGUGUGCGCUCAUUCCCCUAACCAUGGAAUUAUGGAUAAAGUUGAUGGUGUUGUACGGUUUCUGUUUAGGGGCAAGUGCUGAGAAUGACGGCAGGUGGCCUCGGCAGAUGGCCUCGUCCAAUGGGCUGUGUCGCUACGGCGCCCGCAUCGACUGCUGCUGGGGAUGGACCCGGCGCUCCUGGGGCCACUGCCAACGCGUCUUCGCUCUAACCCACAGAGUAGUCGGGAGAAUACGGUGUCCGCCACAAGCUCUGUGCCAGCACGGGUGUAAGCAUGGAGACUGCGUAGGACCCAGCAAAUGCAAGUGUCACCCCGGCUUCACUGGAAAAACCUGCAAUCAAGACCUGAACGAGUGUGGUCUGAAGCCCCGGCCGUGCAAACACAGGUGCAUGAACACAUACGGCAGCUACAAGUGCUACUGCCUCAAUGGCUAUAUGCUGAUGCCUGACGGGACAUGUGGAAAUACCCGUACCUGUGGUAUGGCCAACUGCCAGUAUGGCUGUGAGGUGCUGAAGGGAGAGGUGCGCUGUCAGUGCCCGUCGCCAGGGCUUCAGCUGGCGCCGGACGGAAGAACCUGUGUGGACGUGGAUGAGUGUGACGGCGUGGCCACGUGUCCCCGGUUCCGUAAGUGCGUCAACACAUUCGGGAGUUACAUCUGCAAGUGUCACGAGGGCUUCGACCUGCAAUACAUCAACGGGAAGUACCAGUGUGUAGAUGUGGAUGAGUGCUCCUCAGGCCAAAACCAAUGCAGCAGUUUCGCCACCUGCUAUAACACGCCUGGUUCCUACAAGUGCAAGUGCAAAGACGGCUACAGGGUGGGCCAUGACUGCAAACCCAUUCCCAAGGUGGUCAUCGAUCCCCCCAGGUUCCCCCCGAACCACCACAACAUUAUCCCUGACUCGGACCACAAGAGGACCACCACCACGAUCCGACCGCCCAUGACCGCCAAGAGAGUCGCCCCCACCGCCCCCAAAAGAACCACAACCACUCCCAAACCAACGACCACGACCACUACUACUACAACUACUACUAGAGCACCUUCUACAACCACACUACCACCUCCCCCACCUCCUCCAAGGACGAUGCCCCCCGCCCCUCGUAAGCCAGUGGUCCCCACGAGACCACCAAUCAUACCCACCAGGAGACCCCCUGUAGUCACCCGUAAGCCCUAUGUGCCCCCACGGCGUCCCGCCAUCACCUCUCCACCGCCCCCCACCCGCAGGACCCCACCCUACGUGCCAACACGCCGCCCGCCUCCCCCAAAACAGCCCGAGCCGGUCACCCCAGUGGACAACACCAUCGAGAAGGAGGUCACCAAACAGAGAGGUGACGUCCACAUUCCACGUAACCAUGAUCACAACACCGUCUUGGGGGUCGACUUUGACAUUGAGCUGGGCAACACGGCCGACGAAGCGAAGGAUGACGCAGAGGCUGGCUACCUGAGCUGCUCCUUUGAUAACGGCCUUUGCGGUUGGAUCCGGGACAAGGAUGGCGACCUGCACUGGGAGACAACACCGGACCCAUCUGGUGGAAAAUACCUCACCAUCCCUGAGGUGAGCGACAAGAAGAGCGGGCGAGGGGCGCGCCUGGUCCUCCCGUUGACUCCUCCCUGGGACGACGGUAACCUGUGUCUGUCGUUCCGCCACAAGCUGGCAGGACACCAUGUGGGUAUGCUCCAGGUGUUUGUGAAGAAAGGGAAGCAGUACAGCCCGGCCGUGUGGGGAAGGACGGGGGGUAGCGGCUGGAGACAUACCCAGAUCACGCUGUGGGGCACGGGACUUGAGAGUGUGAUUCUGAAGGGCGAGCGCGGCCGUGGCCGGAGCGGAGAGAUGGCCGUGGAUGACAUCACCUUGAGAAAAGGUUCCUGCACCGAGGAGCACAAUCUGAGAAGACAUUAAUACACACAGCAGAGAGCGACAGAGAUGGAGAGAGAAAGAGAGAAGUGGAGAGAAAGAGCCCAGGGAGGAGCAGACUCUGAUUGGACCCCCAUAGAGGGUCCAAGAGCACCUCUGGGAAGAAGGGGCAUUUCUCUCUGCCUGUCCACCAAUAAGAAGACCACACCAAACCUGUCCACCAACAAGAGGACUGCAACAAACCUGUCCACCAAUAACUAGACUGCACCAAACCCUUCCACCAAUAAGAAGACUACCCCAAACCACCGGGGAAAAAGAGGGUCCACCAUGUGAUCCCCCACCACCCCUACCCACUCUCUCCAACUCUCCAUCACCCGGUUCCUCACUAUUGACCUGUGCUUGCCCCUGGUAACCCUGGAAACGUCCCUGUGAGCAAUGCCACCCAGCCAAUCACACCGCCCAAAGGCCUCCAUCGAUGUUUCAUCAUCUUGCUUUCAUAUUUUUGUCUGAAGCCAUAUCUGAUUGUUUGCUAUCCAUCAUUUAGAUUGUAUAACUGUUUUAACCUGCGUCGUGUUCAUUAGGUACCAAACAGGGAAAAACUGACUGAAACAAGGAGGGACUACGAGGGCUUGUCCAAUAAGAAACAAUUAUUUACAUUUUCCGUUGCAGAGCAUUUUAAAACAUUUCCCGUUCUGUGCCCUAAUGAGCAGGACCCAGGGACAACAAGAGAAGACACCAACCUGUAAUGAUAAUGGGGAGAAUGAAAUCUAAACCCUGCUCCGUUUAUUUAGACAAAUCAAAUUCUGUAAAACUAGUGCUGAGGCACUCGUAUGUUACUAUUGCUACAACUGUAUGCAAGUUCACAUGAUAAGCCUUUAUUAUCUGAAUUCUGAAUUUUAAGAUUGACCGUGAUUUCUCUCUAUGUGCUUUGUUCUAUUAAGUGCAAGUUGGUUGUACUGGCGAUGACAGUAUCAACGAUUUCUGGCACUCACCCAGUGUAUUAUUGUAAAUGUAGUUGUGUGUACAUAUUCUAGAACACUUUCAUGCUCAUAUUAAGCUGUGUGGUUUAUACGUUUAUGUAAAUUCAGACUUAUGUAUUAAUUGGAGUUGAAAAAUGUAUGGUUUUCGUUUGUUUCUAUAAUUCAAGAUCAAUAUAAGGAUAAACAUUUGAACCUUGUGGGAAUACAAGGCUGUUUACAGUACAUAAAUGAUCAUAUCUGUUCAUGCUUUAUGUUGAAUUACUAGAUCGCUUCCUCAGUCGUUUUUUAACGUUUCGCAGUACACAGUUGCAUUAUUGUGCCAUCUGCCAUAAUGAAGGUUCUGAUCUGUUGGAAAUUCAAACUGUACUAUAUGCAUGGAUCAGUUCACCAAAUUCUCAUAAUAUACUCAGCCAAUGAUGUAAAUAAAAGGACAUUGACUGAUA